Messenger RNA from Oryza brachyantha (malo sina), 1067 nucleotides. Its product is annotated as ubiquitin-conjugating enzyme E2-17 kDa-like. Bases 334 to 780 code for a protein of 148 amino acids. The transcript is spliced from 3 exons. Gene Ontology annotation, cellular component: nucleus. The record is from RefSeq and is a predicted model, not a curated record. Gene Ontology annotation, molecular function: ubiquitin conjugating enzyme activity. Gene Ontology annotation, biological process: protein polyubiquitination. NCBI's taxonomy places the organism in Eukaryota, Viridiplantae, Streptophyta, Magnoliopsida, Poales, Poaceae.
GUUGACUUGGGGAUGAACUAGGCGAAAGAGCUAACUGCAUUCCUAUGCUGAAAUUUCAGUUGAUUUUAGUGUUUGAGCUUCAGUAUUUUCAGAUUCUGGUAGGGCCUUGCUAGAUUCUUGAACUGGAUAUGUAAAUCGGAUUUGUUAGUUGAUGUGAGAAUGAAAGAUGCAUAGGCAACAUAUGAUGGAUAGAUGAGUGCGCUGCAAUAGUUACUUGUGUUGCUUGUUGGUGGUUUUGGUUUCUUGGAUAAACACUUUGUGAAGCUGGUGGGCAAGUCUCUAAAGAAUCUCAGUCCAGACAAAUAUGCCAAUAAUUUGGAAAUUUUGAGAGAUAUGGCAAGCAAAAGGAUUCAGAAGGAACUCAUGGAUUUGCGGAAGGAUCCACCAACAUCAUGCAGUGCUGGGCCUGCAGGAGAGGAUUUAUUCCAUUGGCAGGCCACAAUCAUGGGCCCUAGUGACAGCCCCUAUGCAGGUGGGGUGUUCUUUGUUAACAUCCAUUUUCCUCCUGACUACCCUUUUAAGCCUCCAAAAGUGAACUUCCAAACAAAGGUGUAUCACCCAAACAUCAACUCAAAUGGAAGCAUUUGCCUUGACAUCCUCAAGGAGCAAUGGAGCCCAGCACUUACCAUAUCAAAGGUCCUUCUGUCCAUCAGCUCACUUCUCACUGACCCCAACCCAGACGAUCCCCUCGUCCCAGAGAUCGCGCACAUCUACAAGAACCAGAGGCCUCGCUAUGAGGAGAUGGCAAGGGCCUGGACCCAGAAAUACGCAAUGGGCUAGCAGCUAUCAUGCUUAGACCAUUGUUCCAUGCAACAAUCGAAAUUAGAUGGUUGUGUCCUCUGAACCAUUGCUUGUUUAUGUACAGUAGUGUCAAAGUUGCAUGAUCUGUAAAUUAGAUGUUAAUUCACACUUUGGUUUAUACCUGAAGAGCGUUCAUAGUCAUGACAUUUGUGCCUGUAACCUUGUCAAGAAUCCAGUCAGACUUGUAUGGCUCGAUACGUAUAUGUUCAUAAUUUUGUGGUGGUUUGGUCCAUUUCUAUCUGAUGCCUUUAUUGUCAUUUUCAGCA